Messenger RNA from Ichthyophthirius multifiliis, 750 nucleotides. RefSeq lists its product as hypothetical. The record is from RefSeq and is a predicted model, not a curated record. The transcript has a single exon. NCBI's taxonomy places the organism in Eukaryota, Ciliophora, Oligohymenophorea, Hymenostomatida.
UAAGCAACUCUUCUUCAGCUGUUUUAUAUUUAUCAUCAGUUUCAGGUUCUAGUUUAUUAGUUUAAAUAUAAACUUUAUAUCUUUGAUACAUUUCCGCCAUUUUUUUUUUCAUAGAAGAAUUCCAAUGAUUUUUAAUUGAAUUAUCAGUUCUUCCUGGUAAAAAUCUAGUAAUUUCAGACCAUUUAUUUCCUUUGAGUCUAUGACAUAGAUAUAGAAUCCAUUCUUCAUCAUAGUCCCAACUCUCUUUAUUUAUAUUUGGAUUCAGAUGAUUAUGCCAUCUUUCUCUACAUUGUUUUCCUAUUCUUCCUGGUAUAUGUUGUGCGAUAAAUGUCCAUUUUUAAGGACCUAAUUAUUCUACUAUUUUUAUUACUAAUUUAUCUUCUUCUUCACUCCAGGGAGUUUUAAUACAUUUAUUUGCACUUUACAAAUUUUAAUUGGAUGAGUUUUUUAUUUAUUAUUAUUCCUUUUUCAGUUAUUUUAGAUUUGUUUAUCUUUGAUGCUUAUUAUUUAUUUGUUAUUGUUUUUAACAUAAUUCAAUAAUUUUUUCGGAUGUAUUAAUACAUUUUAGAGACUGCUUUUAUUAAAGAUCUUGUAGAUUUUUUUGACGUUUUUAUGCUACUUUUUAUAAUUUCUUUUGAAAAUGCUUUUAGUUUGUAGGAAUUUCAAAUUAUUCUAUUUGUUGAUGAAGUGUAUUUUUGUAAAGCUUUUAUUGAUUUUAUGUGUUUUUUGAAUAAGGACUAAUUUGUUUGA